AUGGAUGCAGUAAAUGUUUCUUUGGUGACUGAAUUCAUUCUGAUAGGAUUAACAGAAAAGCCUGAACUCCAAAUGCCCUUGUUUUUUCUGUUCCUAGCAAUGUACCUGGUCACUGCAUUGGGAAAUUUGUGUUUGAUAAUUCUGACUGUGCUGAAUUCUCACCUCCACACGCCUAUGUACUUUUUUCUCUUUAACUUGUCCUUUGUAGAUAUAUGCUAUUGUUCUGUGUUCACUCCCCAAAUGCUGAUGAACUUUAUAUUAAUGAAAAAUUCCAUUUCUUAUAUUGAAUGUAUGUCCCAAGUCUAUUUCUUUUGCUUCUUUGUUGUUUCUGAGUUCUAUGUGUUGACUUCAAUGGCCUAUGAUCGUUACAUGGCCAUCUGCAAUCCAUUGUUGUAUAAUAGUGUCAUGUCUCCUAAACUAUGUUUGAGCCUUAUGUUUGGUUCCUACUUUAUCUCAUUUUCUAGUGCUGUGGCUCACACUGCAUGCAUGCUGAGACUGACCUUCUGUGAUGCCAACACCAUCAACCACUAUUUCUGUGAUAUUCCUCCUUUGCUCCAGCUCUCCUGCACGAGCACAUAUGUCAACGAAGUUGUAAUAUUUGUUGUUGCGGGCAUCAACCUUGUUGUUCCUACUUCAACUAUCUUUUUCUCCUAUGCUUCCAUCCUCUCCAGUAUCUUGCGCAUCACCUCCUCUGAGGGAAGAUCCAAAGCCUUCAGCACCUGUAGUGCCCACAUUAUUGCUGUUUUUCUCUUCUUUGGUUCAUGUGCACUUUCGUAUUUCAACCCCUCCUCAUCUGGAUCAUUGAAUGAAGGAAAAAUCUCUUCUGUCUUUUAUACCCAUGUUGUUCCCAUGUUGAAUCCCUUAAUCUACAGCUUUAGGAACAAAGAUAUUAAAGUUGCCCUUAGGAAGACCCUAAGCAGUAGGAACAUUUGA
Alexandromys fortis (reed vole) is the source of this 933-nucleotide messenger RNA. RefSeq names its product olfactory receptor 8B3-like. Gene Ontology annotation, molecular function: odorant binding; G protein-coupled receptor activity; olfactory receptor activity. Gene Ontology annotation, cellular component: membrane. Gene Ontology annotation, biological process: G protein-coupled receptor signaling pathway; sensory perception of smell. NCBI's taxonomy places the organism in Eukaryota, Metazoa, Chordata, Mammalia, Rodentia, Cricetidae. The record is from RefSeq and is a predicted model, not a curated record. The transcript has a single exon. The coding region runs from base 1 to 933 and encodes 310 amino acids.